This is a messenger RNA of Dermatophagoides farinae (American house dust mite), 1704 nucleotides long. RefSeq lists its product as uncharacterized. NCBI's taxonomy places the organism in Eukaryota, Metazoa, Arthropoda, Arachnida, Sarcoptiformes, Pyroglyphidae. The record is from RefSeq and is a predicted model, not a curated record.
UAACAAUUUCUAUAUUGUAGAAUAAUUCGUAUAUACAACAAUUACGAGUCUUUCCUGUUCUACUCUAAAUACUAAAAAAUUGAUUGCAUUCACAAUUUCAAUAAAAAAGAAAAAUUUCACAAUUAACAUCUAAAAAAUGUCAUCAUCACGUUCAUCAUCAUUAUUGUUGCAUAAUACAUUGAACAAUCUAUAUUGGCAGCUUUAUUUUGAUAUUUAUAGUCAAAUACAAGAUGUACAAUUACUGUCACAAUUAUCAUCGACAAGUAUACAAAAACAUAUUGAACGUAUUGAAAAUUUACAAAAUCAAUUUGAUCAAUUAAUACAUGAUUAUUUUGGACAAAAUUCCAAUCAUUUUGCAAAUAAUGAAUGGAUUAUUAAUUCAUUGAUUGAAUUACGAAGAUAUCUAGAAAGAUCUCGAAUUGUUGCUGAACUUGCAUUGGAUCGAAUAAAUGUUACAUCAUCAUCGCCAUCUCUACUAACAACAAAACAAAAAGAAAUUAGCAAUGAUGAUGAUUGUUACAAUGUUGAAACCCAAAGUGAAUCGAAUGUUUUGAAUGCAAUGGCCAAUCCAUUUCAUAGUACAUCAAACAUUUCGAAAACAAUUCAUUAUUAUGAUCAAUGGCAACAACAAACAGCAUCCACUGUUGAUACAUUGUCUAUUCAUCAUGUUGUUGAGCAUGAUAAUGAAUCGAAAUCGGUGCAAAGUGUUGAACAACAGCAAAAACAAAUAAACUAUUCGAUUCAAAAUAUUACUUUAAAUGAUGAUGAUGCAGCAAUUAUGCAAACAACAGUUGUCAAUCAAUCAGACAAUUUGGUAUCGAAACGUCCAAAAAUUCCUUUAAAAAUAUAUGAUGAAAAUGGUCAACCUGUUGAUUUGGCUUCACUAUCAUCAAGUUUGGCCAGUGCAGCUAAAAAAUCGAAUAAAUCUGAUGGUGAUGAAAACGUUUCUUCAAGUGCAACAAUUGAUGAACAAUCAACUCCAUUCAAGGAAGAAAAUUUUUCAAAAAAUUCUUUCCAUAAUUGGAAAUUGAAAAUUCUUUUGGCCGAUCUGAAUGCAUUGAAUAUGGAAAAUAAAAUUUCCGAAUUUAUAGCUUUAUCAUUUGAAGAUUCUAUAAGUGGUGAUGAUAUCGAAAGACAUUUGGAACAAUUGUAUCGAUUAGAUGAGUACACGAAUGAUGAAGAAUCGUUUAAAACUCAUUUGAAUUUUCUUAACAAAUUAUUUGAAUUUUCAUUUGUACAAUUGUCUUUUAUGCUACGUAUGUAUGAUCAUCUCUUGCAAACAUAUAGCCAAAUGGAAGCCAGUUCAUCACGAAAUGAUUUUUUGAUCGACUGUUUUGCUGAAUUUUUCACUAUUGCUCGACCAUUAAUCAACAACAUGAUAAACAAAGACCAUGACCAUAAUGAUGAAUGUAAUCGAAUUCGAUUUAUUUAUUUUAAACGGCUAUUUCAACGAUUAUCAGACAUUCGUCAAAACUAUCAAAAUGGUUGCCUUGAUUUAUCAGAGAAAAAUGUUCGAAUCAUUUCGAUGGCCAUUGGAUUCAUCAAUAAAAAUCAGUUACAAUUCUCUUUUGAUGGUUGAGCAAAUAAAGUCAGCGAUUCUUUUUCCACUUUUUUUUCCAAUGUAAUUUAAUUUGUGUUUAUCAAGCAAAUUAUGAAAAAAAAUUGAUAUACAGAAUAAAACGAUUUUUUUUAAAAAAAACGAAU